Messenger RNA from Pogona vitticeps (central bearded dragon), 2075 nucleotides. The record is from RefSeq and is a predicted model, not a curated record. Lineage: Eukaryota; Metazoa; Chordata; Lepidosauria; Squamata; Agamidae.
GUCCUUUUCACAUGUUGACGAUUCCCUGCUGAGAGAUUCAAGGGAAGGAAAACACCCACUUUCUGGAAGCGGGGAAAGCGAAACUGAGCAGUUAACUUCCUGGUGGGAGGGAGAUGGCUACCGUUCAGGAUCUGUGCGAGGAAGCCACUUGCUCCAUCUGCCUGGACUAUUUCGAGGAUCCAGUCACUAUUGAAUGUGGGCACAACUUCUGCCGAGCCUGCCUGACCCACUGCUGGGAGGGGUCGGAGGGGGAAGAGGUUUCCUGCCCUCAAUGCAGAGAAAACGUCCGAAGGAGCCUCUUCCCCAAUCGGCAGCUGGCAAACUUUGUGGAAUUGACCAAGAAGCUCCGUCUUCAAGAGGAAAUAAUCACUGAGAGAAAGGGGGGAGCCUGUGGGAAGCACCGGGAGCCCCUGAAGCUCUUCUGCAAGGCUGAUGAAGCCCCCAUCUGUAUGGUGUGUAAAUGGUCAAAGGAGCAUCGAGAGCACCAGGUGCUUCCUCUGGAAGAAGCCGCCCAGGACUACAAGGAUCUCAUCUCCAGCCGCCUGGAGCUUCUGGAGGAGGAGAGAGCCAAAAUUUUAACAUAUAAAGCAAAAACAGAAGAAGAAAGCCAAGAGUUACUUAAAGAGACAAAGGCAGAGAUGGAAAAGACAAAGGAACAAUUCAGAGAACUUCACUCCUUUUUGAAUGAACAAGAGGAGCUUCUUCUGGCCCGACUGGAAGAGGUGGAGAAGGAGAUUGCAAGGAAAAGGGAGGAGCACCUGGCCAGGCUCUCAGGGGAGCUCUCCUCUCUUGGAGGUCUCAUCCGGGAGAUGGAGCAGAAGCGUCAGCAGCCCCCAGGUGAACUCCUGCAGGAUGUCAGAAACCUCUUGCAAAGUCCUAGGAACAAGGAGCCCUUUGAGAAUCCUGUGGCUUUCCUUCGUGAGCUUAGGUGGGAGAUCUGGGAUGUCCGUGGUAGGAAUCUCUUUCUAGCUAAGCAGACGAAGCAGUUCAGAGAUACUGUGUUAUCUGGAUCCCGACUACAGAAAGCAAAUGUCACCCUGGACCCAAAGACAGCACAUCCCAACCUCAUCCUAUCCAAGGAUCACAAAAGUGUGAGAUAUAAAGGCAGAUGGCAAGAUUUACCUGACAAUCCUGAGAGAUUUAACAGUAAACUUUUUGUGUUGGGACAUGAGGGAUUCACCGCAGGCAGACAUUUCUGGGAAGUCACUGUAGGGAGUGAGGGAAAUUGGGCUGUGGGGGUGGCCAGGAAGUCCGUACGUAGAAAAGACCCUGUUGAAUGGAGAACUGAAGAAGGGAUCUGGGCUUUGGGGAGGCUGGUAGGUGGCUACAGGGCCUCCAACCUUUCUGAUGAAAUUGAUCUUCCUUUGAGUGAGAAGUUGAGGAGGAUCCAGGUGUCCCUGAACUAUGAAGAGGAGCAGGUGUCCUUUCAUGAUGCUGAUACAGGAUCCCGUCUCUACACCUUCUCUGGAGCCUCUUUCUCUGGGGAGCCCCUCCUCCCCUUCGUUUUUGUGGAUAGAAAAGCCUCCCUCACAAUCUCCCCUUAAGGCAUUCAAGCUGAUCUUGGAGGGAAAUUGAACCUGGCUACCCUCCUCCCCAGGAAAGAAACUGAAUCAAUAUUUUUUGCAGGGGGGGGCUUUUUCUUCCUCCCUUUCCAGGAGUCCUUUCCUUCCUCUGCCAGUCAGUUCUUAAAGAGACAGUAGCCCUUUUUCCUGCAUGUCAGAAAUCUCCCCUUUGUGUUUUCAGAAGAUACCACACCCACAACUCUUUUUUUGUUUGUUUGUUUCAGUUUUUCUUUUGUUUUGCCACAACUUCCCAGGCCCUAUUGAGAUACACUCUCCUGGACCCUUGGAGGGAGAAAGGAUAUGUUCUUUUUCUCAAGAGCCCCAAGGAGGAGGAAAUUCUUGUAACUGGUUGUAGGAUGUCCCAUUCCAGCCCAGAUCUCGUGAGUUUAAGAGUAGUCAUUCAUGUGGUAUUUCCAUCACACAAAUAUGUUGCGUGUUUUAUCAUGAGUGUGGGGUGAUGUGGGUGUGAAUGGGCUUCCAUGGACUAGGAAAAACAAUGCUAUUCCAGUGGAU